CGUUUUUGUUGGGAUAAAGUGGGUGUCUCCUGUAUUGGUCAAGAUUUAUAACUACGUUUUUUAAUAUCAUAGAAUAUAUGAGAUUAUAUAAUAUUAACGUUAGCACUACAAAGGUAGUUUGUUGUCAAAGUGGAGUAACGCAUGGCGCAGAAUGUUGCAACAAAAAUAUUUUCGAGUAUUGAUUGCGGACAAGGAGCAGUCCGUGCUGUGAGAUAUAAUGCUGAUGGAAAUUACUGUAUAACAUGUGGAAGUGACAAGACCAUUAAAUUAUGGAAUCCUAACAAAGAAUUAUUAAUAAAGAAAUACACUGGUCAUGGUUCAGAUGUUUUAGAUGCAUGUGGAUCAUGUGACAAUGCACAACUUGCAUCUGGUGGUACUGAUAAAACUGUUAUAUACUGGGAUGUUGGAAGUGGUCAGAUUAUGCGACGAUACAGAGGGCAUGUCGGAAAAGUGAAUUGUGUUCAAUUUAAUGAAGAGUCGACCACCAUACUUUCUGGUUCUGUAGAUUCUUCAAUUCGAGCGUGGGAUUGUAGAUCACGCAAACCAACUCCUUACCAAAUUAUGGAUGAAGCAAAAGACAGCAUUACAUCUUUACAGGUGAAUGAUCAUGAAAUACUGUCAAGUUCUGUCGAUGGGAAGGUUCGAAGAUAUGAUUUAAGAACUGGAAAAAUGUUUUCUGAUUUCAUCGGAUCAGCUAUUACUUAUGCUGUUUACACUAAAGAUUCUCAAUGUGUUUUAGCCUCAAGUCAUGACCACACAAUCAGAUUGUUGGAUGUUGAUUCAGGAGAAAUGUUAGGAGAAUAUACUGGACAUAAAAAUAGCAAAUACAUGAUAGAAUGCGGAUUGAAUGCUAAAGACGAUCAUGUGAUCAGCGGAUCUGAAGAUGGAUUCAUUUAUAUUUGGGAUUUGAUUGAAGCGAAAAUUCAACACAAAAUAAAGUUAAAAGAAAACAGAGUAGUACAUUCAAUCAGCCAUCAUCCUGAAGAAGUCAGCCUUCUUGCUGCAAUGGAUAAUUCAAUAAUUGUAAUAGGAAGUGAAGAGUUUGAACCGAAGGAUGAAACAUAAAUAGCAUUCAAUGAGGAAUGUGACA
Styela clava is the source of this 1090-nucleotide messenger RNA. Its product is annotated as WD repeat domain-containing protein 83-like. Gene Ontology annotation, molecular function: protein binding. Gene Ontology annotation, biological process: mRNA splicing, via spliceosome. The record is from RefSeq and is a predicted model, not a curated record. Gene Ontology annotation, cellular component: catalytic step 2 spliceosome. NCBI's taxonomy places the organism in Eukaryota, Metazoa, Chordata, Ascidiacea, Stolidobranchia, Styelidae.